Molecule: messenger RNA, 2766 nt
Organism: Drosophila sulfurigaster albostrigata
Lineage: Eukaryota; Metazoa; Arthropoda; Insecta; Diptera; Drosophilidae
Gene: Mov10
Product: helicase MOV-10
Exons: 6
Coding region: 5-2443 (812 amino acids)
Biological process (GO): regulatory ncRNA-mediated post-transcriptional gene silencing
Cellular component (GO): P granule; cytosol
Molecular function (GO): RNA binding; 5'-3' RNA helicase activity
Source: RefSeq, a predicted model, not a curated record
AGAAAUGAUGGACUUUAAAAUCUUGGACAGUGGCGGUAUUAAACCUGUCUGUAAGUGGAUGCCGAAUCAUGUUCAGAUCAAUGAAUGUGAGGUACACGAGUUGGAGUUGAGUGAGGCCAACUCGAGCAUCGAUGAUGGUGGGGAGACGCAGGAGCAAAAGUUUGCUAAAUUGAUGCGCUCUUUGCCGCACUAUGUACCGAAUCCAUUGUUGCUGCAAGCGGAGGAACUGAAUUUCAGCAAUGACAGCUUGUCUAUCGUGGAUGAAACCUUUGGUGCUUAUCUGAAAUCGCGACGUCUCGACUAUGACAAUGUCUGCUCUGUGCUGAGCACCCUGUUAAGUAUCGAGGAUAUGUCCACUAUGCAAAAAUAUGCUCAGUUAAUGCAGACGGAUGUUAUGGUCACCAAAGUGAGUGCACUUUGCUACAGCUUUAAGCUCAAUGAUACAAUGCUUAGUCCAGAGGAUGUGCUGGCCCCGUCUGUGGAUGAAGUUCUACUUAUACCUAUGCAAAGUUUAUUGGAUGAUCCCCUACCCGAAAAUCCCGUACAGGCACAGCUGCCGCACAAGAGAGAGCAUUUGCCUCGAAAGCAUCCGUUUAGACGGCAUGUUGCUUGUGUUGAAAAAGUGACAUGUCAAAGUGUCACAUUCAAAUUCAAGGACAAAAAGACAUUUCCGGGAGACGAAGCGAUGACUGAUCGUUUCUGCGUUAUCUUCAGGUCUCGUCGUAUACCAUUUCGAUUCAUGCAUCGAGCGAUUCAGCUCUUAGAGAAAAGUCCAGGCGUACGCCGCUAUUUGUUUCCUACUCAGAAGCCCCAGGAAGUGCCCUAUGGUUGCUCCAACUUACCAAAUUUAUCACUUUUCAAUUCUAACAUUGCGUAUAACAUGGAACAACUGCAGGCAGUCAAACAGAUUGUUAACGGUCCCAACGCCCUAGCACCUCACAUAGUUUUCGGACCACCUGGCACUGGCAAAACAACAACUAUUGUCGAGGCCAUUCUACAGUUGCGACUUCACCAGCCACGAAGUCGUAUUCUUGUCACAGCUGGUUCGAACUCGGCCUGCAACACAGUUGCUUUAAAAUUAUGCGAGUAUUUUGCGUAUAAUAAACACUUGAAGGAGCUGUUAAAAGAGCGAGCCAAGGACUCGCGCUUCAUUAACCAGGAUGUGGAUUCUCAUCGUCAGUUAAUACGUGUCUUCUCCCGCUCCAUUUGGGCGAAUGGAUUGGGCUCAGUGAAGCCACUGCUGCUCAGGCAUUCGAAUUGUUCUAAGCGUGUCUAUGAGCACUUUGGUGCAAAUUUAUUGCGCGAAUAUGGAAUUAUUGUUGCCACACUGUGUACUGUGGGCCGCUUAGUCACUGAUAAUGUGGGUAAAUUUAACUAUUUUACUCACAUUUUUAUUGACGAGGCAGGCGCCUCAACGGAGCCAGAGACCCUGAUUGGUAUUAUGGGUGUAAAACAAGAGGAAACAUGUCAUGUGAUUUUGUCGGGCGACCAUAAGCAACUGGGCGCAGUCAUUACUAACAAUCGUGCAGCCGCUUUGGGAUUGGGUCACUCGCUAAUGGAACGAUUGAUGCGCACUGAAUUGUAUGGCGUGGACGCAAACGGCAAUUAUGAUCGCACACUCCAGACAAGACUGCGCCGCAACUAUAGAUCACAUCCGGAAAUCGUUGGGCUCUAUAACAGGCUCUAUUAUAAUGGUGAACUAAUACCUCAGGCCCCGCCAGAUCAGGUCAAUCUGGCAGUCAAUUGGCCCAUGCUACGCAAUCCGCACUUUCCAAUUAUAUUCCAAGCCACGCACGGCGUGACCCAGAAAGAAAUGAAUUCCACAAGUUCGUUCAAUGAGCUAGAGGCUCAGGUGGUAAUCUGGUAUGUUAAGCUCCUACUCAACUACGGUCUCGGCAACAACGUCCGUGUCAAAGAACAGGAUAUUGGCGUUGUGGCGCCCUAUAAUGCACAGGGUAAGGUGAUCAAAGAGUUAUUGCAUAACCAAGGCUACAUGCAUGUGGAAGUGGGUAGUGUGGAGAACUACCAAGGACGCGAAAAAAAUAUUAUUAUUGCCACUCUCGUACGGUCUUUUGCCAGCAUAGGAUUCAUGCGAGAUCCUCGCCGUUUAAAUGUGUUGCUAUCGCGAGCCAAGUCGCUAAUGAUUCUUAUUGGAAAUCCGGUGACACUGCGAUAUCAUCCCGACAUUAGCUACAUAAUCAACGAAUGCAAGCUGCAGGGUAAUUAUCUGUUUAAGGAAAGAGAUCAUACGCAGAGGAAGAAGCAUUACCAUAAUAUAGAGGAAGAACUUCCUACUGAUCAUCCCGAUCUAUGUUAUGAUCAAAUGCCGCAACACAUUUCCGUAUAUUCGUCCCAGAAUCAGAGCCAGCAAAGCAUACAAGAUGAAAGUAGCAGCAACAGCUCCUCAAAUUGCUUAUGUGGCAAAAAAGUCCAAUUCAAGUGAACUAAACAUUAAUAUGGAGACUCUAUUGCAACUGCACGAAGAUUUGAUGCCUUUUGUCUGUCGUUGUGGCUCAAUUACACUUUUCAGCAAGCAAGAACUGAUGCAGCUGCAAGUACACUUAGAAACGAUGCUUACUAGUCUUCAAGGUCCAAUCUACUCUAAUCUAAUUUAAGCACGAUUUGAAAAUGAAGUGUUCAGUAAUUUGUACUCAUGAAUGUUUAAUUAUCUGUUAUUGUCAUUUUUUUAAUAUUUUUUUUUUGUCCUUACCAUGUAUAUAUUUAAGACACUAUUAAAGUUAAUAUCAAUUCGACUGUUUGCGUGAA